CGCCCUUCCCUCACACACGCUGACUUUGCUGAGUGAGAGAGACAGCGGCUACUCACUUACACACAGUCAUCAUGUCUACCACUGGAGAGAAGGCCAAGCCUGCUUCCCAGCCUGAUGGCAAGGCUGCUCAGAGCACCAAGUCAGACUUCGGCAUGGGUUCCUACAAGAUGUGUGUGUUUGACCAGGAGAACUUCCAGGGCCGCAUGAUUGAGAUCUCUAAUGAGUGUAUGAACGUGUGUGAGAUGGGCAUGGACAAAGUGCGCUCACUGCGCGUGGACUGUGGCCCUUUUGUUGGGUUUGAGCAGAUGAAUUUCUGUGGUGAGAUGUACAUCCUGGAGAAGGGCGAGUACCCCCGCUGGGAUUGCUGGAGCAACUGCCAGAGGAACGACUACCUGCUCUCCUUCAGGCCUGUCCGCAUGGACCCAGAGAAGCAUAAGAUCUGUCUGUACGAGGUUGGCGAGUAUAAGGGCCGAAAGAUGGAGAUCAUCGAUGACGACGUGCCCAGCCUGUUCGCCUACGGCUUCACUGACCGAGUUGGCAGCAUCAUGGUCAGCUGUGGCACCUGGGUGGGCUACCAGUACCCCGGCUACAGAGGCAGCCAGUACCUGCUGGAGAAGGGCGACUACAGACACUUUAAUGAGUACGGCGCCCGCUGCCCACAGAUGCAGUCCGUGAGGCGCAUCCGCGACAUGCAGUGGCACCAGGAAGGCUGCUACACCAUGGCCAGCAAGUGAGGGCUUGGGAGGACGAGAAAGAGAGGGAGUGGGGGGGAAAGAAAGAGAGGGGGAGGAGCCGAAGGAGGAGGGGGAGGAGUGAGGGCCAAGAAGGAGAGGAGGAAUGCGCCACCUGUGUGAUCCGCCCCAGGGAAAGAGAGGGAGGGAAAGAGGGGUAGACAGAGGGAUGGAUAUCGUCAGGGCAGCGUAAGGAAAGACGUGUAACCGGGAGCGUUUUGGAUCGCCCGCCUCUGUGGGAGGAGAAGAAGCGUAAUGGUAGAAGAUUGUGGUUGUUGAAUGUAGAUAGCUUUGCAUGUUUAAAACGUGGGCUGGCACUCUCUUUUUCUCUCCAGUUCUCUUUCUCUUUCUCUUUUUUUUCUCACCCACCUCUCCUCUUCCCCCCUCCUGUUCUCUCUCCCCUCUUCCUCCUCUUCCUCAUCCUCCAAUCAAGGAAAAACGACGACAACAACAAAACAAAAAUAAACAAAUCUAAUGGUGAUUACAAACCAUCUUGCAGUGUGUUCCCUGACUAAGGGAGAAGUCAAGGGAUAUGACUGACAUGGAUGGGUUUGGGCGGGGCAACCAGUGACAGGGUUUUGGCCUAAAGACUGUAUGUAUAAGCCCUGGAACAUCACAGAACUGUAAUAAUAAAAACACCUGUGCAACA
Messenger RNA from Astyanax mexicanus (Mexican tetra), 1380 nucleotides. RefSeq names its product crystallin, beta B1, like 2 (gene crybb1l2). Bases 72 to 734 code for a protein of 220 amino acids. The record is from RefSeq and is a predicted model, not a curated record. The transcript has 6 exons. NCBI's taxonomy places the organism in Eukaryota, Metazoa, Chordata, Actinopteri, Characiformes, Acestrorhamphidae. Gene Ontology annotation, molecular function: structural constituent of eye lens. Gene Ontology annotation, biological process: visual perception; lens development in camera-type eye.